AAAAUAAAAUAAAAAUAUGUUAUUUAGCUGAUGUUAAAAAAAGCAAGAUAUUUUGUCAAAUCUUUGAUAGGACAGAGAGAGAGAGAUAGGGUAGGAGAGGGGACUUGAGCCACUCACUGACUCACUCAGGCGUUUAGAAGAGCAAAUUUCAGUGGAAAAAAGGGAAGAAAAAACAGCUAAAAUGGCUUUUCUGCAAAGCACAAAUGUAAAUAGCACCAUUUUAUGCAAAAAGGGAGUGAUUUCUCAAGUGGGUAUUUUGUCUAUUCCGUUCUCGCUACCCAGGGCCACAACAAUUCAAGGUUUCCUGAGAGAAGCGAUUGGAGGGCUUGACUGAAGCAGAGUUAGAAGCAUUGCUCGAACAAGUGGAGGAAGAGAAGAGACGCCUGGCUAGUGGCGAGCAGAUCAACUAAAACUUGUACAAACAGGAAAUUUAUACACAAAUUUCAUAGAAUGAUGCUGAUUAGAUUCCAUCAUCGUCGUUAUGGAUAUGUUACCUUUGCGGUAUAGAAUCUGAAAAUUGUUCAGCAGCUAAUUUGUAACUAACUACAAAAAGUUGGUUAUUGUUACCCAUUUGAGAGGACAGAGAGUUGUACCAAUGGAUUUAUAGUUGGAAUUCAUUUGGAAGAAAAAGACAACAUUAGUCAAUUGCUGGCA
Messenger RNA from Camellia sinensis, 654 nucleotides. Lineage: Eukaryota; Viridiplantae; Streptophyta; Magnoliopsida; Ericales; Theaceae. The record is from RefSeq and is a predicted model, not a curated record.